AUGAUAUCAGUCGAGCUGACGUUUCCAUGGAAUUUGAAAGAGCCUUGUUUUCCCAAAAGUUGUUCUCAUCCCGACUGGAGAGAACUGCAGCUUCGACCUCGCCCAGGUCUUAUCAACACCCCCGGCGGGACUCGAACCGAGACAAUGCAAAAUGGAAGCUUGACACGUCAACCAGUCGGCCACAUUCCCACGAAUGCUCUUAAAUCACAGAGCAGGUACGAAAUUUUCGCUCCCUCUUGCCUCUUCCAAUCUCAUGUUCGUCAGGUUGCUUCAAAACAGGACAUCUACAGCCUCGCCGAUCUUCCGUUUUCACUUGUUCUCUCUUCCGUGGCCGAUUCUUUUGCUCAUUCCUCUUGCCGUCUCUCCGAUCCACUUUUGUCUACAGUCCGGAAGACUCCAUUUUGUCGACUUGCUCCUGUUGUCUGGCAAACUGGAUUGCAUUCACGAUUGCACGAUUGUUCGGCCGCAGUUUCCGAACCGAUUCGCGCGAGAGUAGACGCUUGUGAAUGUACCGAGUCAACGGUCCGAUGCUGGACAGGAUCAAGAACCUUCCAGUCGGGAAAACGUGAUCGAAUCAGCCGCAAAAGCAAAAGUAGCGCCCACUGA
Molecule: messenger RNA, 606 nt
Organism: Protopolystoma xenopodis
Lineage: Eukaryota; Metazoa; Platyhelminthes; Monogenea; Polystomatidea; Polystomatidae
Source: the annotation of a GenBank genome assembly